Molecule: messenger RNA, 2628 nt
Organism: Penicillium brasilianum
Lineage: Eukaryota; Fungi; Ascomycota; Eurotiomycetes; Eurotiales; Aspergillaceae
Source: the annotation of a GenBank genome assembly
AUGGAUCCUGUCAAGGCCAAGGCACGAUGGGCAUCGCAGCGUCGCGUGCCGAGAGCUUCACGCGCGUGCGAGACGUGCCGCUCUCGCAAAACCAAGUGUGACCAAGCACAGCCUUGCUCAUAUUGUGCCUAUCAUUCAUUUGACUGUAUUUAUCGCACCUCUAGUGGUCGUGGGCCAGCUAGAGGAUCUGUAUCUGAGAAAAAGCGAGUCGUCCGAAGUUCGCAUCAAAAUCAGGAUAAAGCUGCGCGCCCAUCACCAUGGCCCGGAGCAUGCCAGAGCAAUACUGAGACAAACCCACAUUCUCGAGAAGCCGUAAUUCCCGGGCCUUCUUAUCAUCUGUUGGGAGAGACAAUUCGCAGAUCAGAUUCGGCUGAGCGGAAUCCUGCCACUCCGGACACACUAACUGCCUCAUCGAUACAAAAUGACGAAACGCCCACUGUGCACUCAGAGAUCGGCGAUGCAGAAUCUCGAGACGGCUUGAGUGGAGUAAACAUUCACACCAAAGGAACUGAAUUCUACGGCAACUCGUCAAACCUAGCAUUCCUAGGAAACCUCUACACAAGAGCAAAGAACCAAGCAGACACACGUGCUUUCGAAUGUCCAGCUACAAGGUCCUAUACGACAGCUGCUACAAACAGAUCACAACCACUUUCACCUGCAACCGUCACAGGGGUAAGGCCGCUGUCUAGCAAGGCACAGCUUUCCAUCGUGAACUUGCUGUACAACGCAGACUACACCGGUCAACCUUCGCCACAGUCACUCAACAGUGUCGAAUGUGCAGCGAAAAGCAGUCCUUCAUUCACCGCCGGCCAAGACGAUGCCGGUGCUGUCAAUAGUGCCCAAGAUAUCAGUCUUCCCGCUGUGUUCUUCAAUCUAUCAAACACAGCUCGACUUGAGAUUGAAAAGAUCUUCAUCGGCAGCUACUUCACCAACAAGCACUAUAUUCACCCCGUCCUGACCAAGGGUUCAUUCAUGCGCCGCUGCGAACGGGAAGCAUGGCCUAUUCCCAAACGUACCCCUCUCUUCCGUGGUGCUGUCAAAUUUGCCGGGCUAUACUUUGCCGUCGUAGCGUUGGGCGCGAUCAAUGCCAGUCCGAACGAGACGGCCCUCCUCGACCACUUUUGUCAGCAGCUCGAAGAUGCAGAUAAAACGGUUCCGCCUAAUACACGAUUUUCAGCCCUGGAUUUCGCCAACUUCUACUUUGACAUCGCGAAGCAGGCACUUGGUGAUCUAUUCGAGAGUAGUUGUCUUGAGACUGCGCAGGCGCUUUUUCUCAUGAGUGUGUUUCGUCAGAACUCGUUGCAGCCGCAUAGUUGCUACAUGUAUAGCGGGAUGGCUGUGCGAACAGCGGCAGCUAUCGGGUUGGCCUCGAGUAUGUCUUCUUUGCCUCUGCCUAUGCGGAUGGAAGCAAAGCGCACGUGGUGGUGUAUCUACUCCCAUGAGAUCGAAAUGUGCUGUUCCUCCGGACGACUAGACAGCAUGAAAGAUUUACGCUACUAUCAGGUUUCCCUGCCAAAGCUCAAGGUGAACGUCGGCUCCCUUGAACCCGACGCAGAAGACAACGAUAUAGCCAUGAUCCCCACAAUGGUCUCUCUCGCACAGAUAAUGUCCGAAGCCUCCCACCAACUCUACCACUCAACGCAGCGCUCAAUGGGCGAAAAAUCCCGACUCGCCAUGACCCUAGACGCGCGUCUCUUAGACUGGAAAGCGAAUAUACCGUCCUUUCUCAACCCAGAUGCAACGACACUAAAUGAUCCCGAAUGGGCAUUCAAACAGAAACUAGUCCUAAGACUGCGAUACUAUAACACCCGCAUCUUAAUUCACAGACCCUUCCUCGUCGCGGCAACGUCCAACACGCACUCCGACGAGUUCCGUCACCAUCUUCAUAUAUGCCUUGAAGCAGCGCGGAACAGUAUCACGAUGCAAUACGAAUCCUUCAUGCAUCGAAUUUACAUUCGAACUUGGUGGUACAACACUACCUACGCCCUCUACGGCUCGAUGAUCCUUCUCCACCUCAUUCUAUCUAAUUAUCCCAAUCUACCAGACGACGAACUCCUCGAAGAUGUGGAGAAGUCAUUGCAGAUCUUCGAGUCGAUGGACGAUAUCGUCGUUGCUAGACGGUGUGCCGAGAUGUUGAGAGAGGUACUCGAGGUUGCCGGGACGUGUCUGCUAAGGAGGCGGCGUGGGGAGAACGGUGGUGUGGUGGAUCGUAGAGGGUCUGGACUGGCUGUCACUGGCUCUAGCUCUGGGGCUGGGAUUGAUGCUGCAUCUGGAGCGAAAGCGAAAGCUUGCGAGUCGUCUGAUGGGUGUACGCCGCCCGCGAUUGGGACGGGUACGGCUUCUUUCGCGUGUGGCGGCUCUUCGUCUACGACUAGGGUGUCGCUCCCGAGUCUCGAUGUGGACGCACAAGCAUACGGCUCGUCGGGUGCUCCUGCCCUGCCUCUCGAGAAUAUGAUCACCAGCGAAGGACUGGAUGAUCGCUCUACCGAGGAAGAUUUUUUUUUCUCCCUCUUCAGCCAAGAUCCCGGCCAGCCACCAGACCGAACACGCACAGAAAUGCUCGCAAACCUGGUCGAUCCGUCUAUACUGGAGGAUUUCGCUUUUGGCCAGGAGAUGUCUUUCUUCUAG